Melozone crissalis (California towhee) is the source of this 2316-nucleotide messenger RNA. RefSeq names its product double C2 domain beta (gene DOC2B). Lineage: Eukaryota; Metazoa; Chordata; Aves; Passeriformes; Passerellidae. The transcript is spliced from 9 exons. The coding region runs from base 187 to 1389 and encodes 400 amino acids. Gene Ontology annotation, cellular component: membrane. The record is from RefSeq and is a predicted model, not a curated record.
GAUAGGAGCAGCAAUAGGAGCAGCGAUAGCAGCAGCAUGCGUGCGGCCACCGAGGCUCAGGGCGCCACAACCACCUAAGGAACCCUCCGGAGCCUCCUCCUCCUCCUCCUCAUCUGCCCCCGGCUGAAACUUCCCUCUCCGGGCUUCCCCGGGGCUGGGGGCAGCUCGGCAGCCACAGCCGCAUGCAUGACACUCCGCAAAGGAGAGAAAAUGACCAUAAGUAUCCAGGAGCACAUGGCCAUUGACGUCUGCCCCGGCCCCAUCAAGCCCAUCAAGCAGAUCUCCGAUUACUUCCCCCGCUUCCCCCGCGGGCUCCCCGCCGCCGUCGGCCGCAGCAGCAGCGGCGCCCCUCGCCCCGCGCCCAGCCAGACCUCGGGCAGCCCCUCCGAGCAUCCCCGCGUCGAUGAGGAGGAUGUGGACCAGCUCUUCGGAGCGCACGGAGCGACGCCCGCCGAGCAGCCGGCCAGGAGCCAAGCGCCCGAGGAGCUGGUGGACCCCGAGGGCUACGAGUCGGACGAUUGCACCGCGCUGGGGACGCUGGAUUUCAGCUUGCUCUACGACCAGGAGAACAACGCUCUGCACUGCACCAUCAACAAAGCCAAGGGCCUGAAGCCAAUGGACCACAAUGGUUUGGCUGAUCCUUAUGUCAAGCUGCACUUGCUCCCCGGGGCCAGCAAGGCAAACAAGCUGAGAACCAAAACGCUGAGGAACACCCUGAACCCCACAUGGAACGAGACCCUCACCUACUAUGGCAUCACCGAUGAGGACAUGAUCCGCAAGACGCUCAGGAUCUCGGUGUGUGACGAGGACAAGUUCCGGCACAACGAGUUCAUCGGCGAGACGCGCAUCCCGCUGAAGAAACUGAAACCCAACCAGACCAAAAACUUCAACAUCUGCCUGGAGAAGCAGCUGCCGAUAGAUAAAACAGAGGACAAGUCGCUGGAGGAGCGUGGCAGGAUCCUCAUCUCCCUCAAGUACAGCUCGCAGAAGCAGGGGCUGCAGGUGGGCAUCAUGCGCUGCGCCCACCUGGCUGCCAUGGAUGCCAACGGCUACUCCGACCCCUACGUCAAAAUUUACUUGAAACCAGAUGAGGACAAGAAAUCCAAGCACAAGACAGCAGUGAAGAAGAAAACGCUGAACCCCGAGUUCAAUGAGGAGUUUUUCUAUGAGAUAAAGCACGGUGACCUGGCAAAGAAGACCCUGGAAGUCACUGUGUGGGACUAUGACAUCGGGAAAUCCAACGAUUUUAUAGGUGGAGUCGUGCUGGGAAUCAAUGCCAAAGGGGAGCGGCUCAAGCACUGGUUCGACUGCCUGAAGAACAAGGACAAGAAGAUCGAGCGCUGGCACACGCUGACCAACGAGCUGCCGGGCGCCGUGCUCAGCGACUGAGCCCCGCGGCUGCACAGCCUUGGGCUCCUCCCAGCUUUGGAUUUGGGGGAUCCCAGGACAGCCAGGACAGCAGGACACCCCCCAGCAGGGCCUGGCUGCAGGGAAGCCCUUCCCAGGGAAGAAGGCACAGGUGGUUUGCUCUGGCGUCUCCAGAACGCCUCUUUGCGCCCUGCCGCACUCGCAGCCCCGCUCUGCAGCGUGCACUGCACACUCACACUCACACUCACGCAGGUGUGCGCCCCUGCAUGCACUGCAGUCUGGCUCCUCUCCCAAAUCCUGCCUCUACUCACAGUUUACCUUCUCGCUGCCUUGCAAGUCAGUGGCAAAAAAAAAAAAAAUGAAUGCGUCCGUCCGCGUCCGUGUGUCCGGCAUCGGCAAAAGGCGUCCCCAAAAAACACACACAGAACCCAGAACUGUCUCCCUGGAGGCAGCUUGUGCCAUAUCUCUGGUGGUUUGUCAGUCUCUGUGGUUUGGGCCUAAACAGUCUUUUCUGCAUUUCAAGCUCCUCUGUUGGAAUGAUUGUGUCCCUGGUGAACCCGGACAGAGUGUUUGCUCUCCUUCCAGGAAUGGUGUGCUCGUCCUCUCCAGUGAAACUCACUGCAGGCAGCAGAGCUGUGCAGACCAAGCUUUUCCUCCUCCUGGGAUCAGGCAGCUUCACCUUUGGGAGGCAAAAUGAAAAAAGCUCCCUGGAACAGCCUGGCUGUUCCUGCUGCCCAGGAAGCAGCUCCUCUCCUAAUGAAACCAUGCCAUGCAGCAGCACGGCUGCUUUUCCAGCACAGCCAGCUUUCAGGUUGAAUUUUUCUAUAAUUUUUUCCCUUUUUUCAUCCCUUUCCAAUUCAUGCAUUAAAUAAUGAAGAUGCUGAGCCUCGGAGCUGAGCUGGAAUUGUGUUUGUAGCUCGGCAUGGCCGUGAGGUUGAUUCGUUUUCU